Lasiosphaeria miniovina is the source of this 717-nucleotide messenger RNA. RefSeq names its product carbohydrate esterase family 3 protein. Bases 1 to 717 code for a protein of 238 amino acids. NCBI's taxonomy places the organism in Eukaryota, Fungi, Ascomycota, Sordariomycetes, Sordariales, Lasiosphaeriaceae. The record is from RefSeq and is a predicted model, not a curated record. Gene Ontology annotation, molecular function: phosphatidylcholine lysophospholipase A1 activity. The transcript has 3 exons.
AUGUACACUUCAGUCCUCCUCUCGGCCAUGGCCAUGGCCGGCCUUGCUGUCGCAGGGCCCGUUCAGGUCGCAGAGCGCCAGACGGCCAAGCUUAAAAUUAUGCCUCUUGGAGACAGCAUCACUGAGAUUACGUGCUGGCGCGCGUUUGUGUGGGACCAGCUGGCCGACGCCAAGCUCGCCGACCAGGUGCAGUACGUCGGGUCGCAGAACAGCAACCCGCAGAACUGCAAGCCCACGACGGCCAACUGGGACCAACACCACGAGGGCCACUCGGGCUGGCUCGCCAUCGACAUUGCCAACAGCUACCUGACGGGCUGGUUGCAAAAGACCCCGGCCGACAUUGUCAUGUUCAUGCUGGGCACCAACGACGUCUUCCGCGGCCACAGCACCACCGAGAUCAUUGCCGCCUACACCAAGAUGGUCAACAUCAUCCGCGCGUCCAACCCCAAGACCAAGAUCAUCGUCGACCUCGUCAUCCCCCUCGGCACCGGCUCGACCUCGGGCAUCACCAGCCUCAACGCGGCCAUUCCGGCGUGGGUCAAGGGCCUCAACUCGACCGACUCGCCAAUCGUCAUUGCCGACUGCAGCCAGGGGUUCCCGACGUCGGACCUGCGCGACGGCGUCCACCCCAACAUUGCCGGCGACCGCAUCAUCGCGUCGCGCGUGGGGCCCCUGCUGCUCAACUACGUGCGGCAGUCUCUAGGCAAGACCGCCUAA